AUGCUGAGGGAAGCACUUCAACAUGCUUCCGUCAUGGAAGAGCACCGUUUUGAGGCUUCACUAUUAGCGGCUUUAGCCAAGGACGCUGAAGUUUCCAAACUCCAGCAGAAACUAAAGCUGGCUGAUGAUGAGAUCGACAGUAUUAACAAGCGGUUCGAUGAGGCCCAAGGCAGCGCGACCGAGGUCGAGACCCUUAAGAGUGCCCUUGCCGAAGCCAAGGAGGAGGCGAGGGCAAGCAAAGCGGCCACAGACAAGGCGGCUGCGGAUUUAGAGGCCGAAAAGGUCGCCCGCCGCCAAUAUGAGGCGAGGGUGACCAAAGUGGAGCAAGCGUUCCAGGAUACCGCCAACAAGUGUGAGUCCUUGGAGGAGAGUAAUAAGGCCCAAGCGGCCGAACUCACCAAGGCUCUUCAAGAGGCGAAGGAGGCGCGGACAGAGUCCUGGGCGGCUCGCGAGGAAAUCAAGCAAGCCGAACAGAUAGCGGCUGACGCCUUCGCGGAUCUCUCGAGGAGUGCUGCCGACGCCGCCCAGUAUUUCCGGGCCCAAGAAGGGAACGCGGCGGGGAAGCUCUUCUGGUCACAUAUCCCCUUCACGCCCCCCACUUCCGUCCUCAGCCCCUCCGUCACCUCAUAUUCUCAAGCCCGCCCCAAGGAUGAUGCCUGUGAUGCCUACAGGAUUGCGGCGCUAGCCUACGACCCUUUCCACCCCAGCCAUUCCGGAUACUACCUCUGCACCUACGACUCCAAGGACCCUCGGUGGAGACGCACGCCCGCUGCCUCUCCACAGCCACCACCGCCUGAAGACUUUGUGUCCAGCAAGGUCAUCACCAUCCGCCGCUCUGGCUCCGGCUCCUGUUCCGGCAUCAUGGGCUGGGUCGACCUCUGGAGUGGCAUGCUCCUCUGUGACGUGCUCGCUGCCGCCGCCGACACCCUCUGCAUCCCGCUUCACUAUCUCACCUUUCCAGAGCCGAGGCAGCUGCGAACUGAGCUCCCUCUUGCCACAGACAUUGGAUACCACUUUCGGGACAUCGCCCUAGCCAAUGACUCCGGCAUCAUCAGGUUUGUCGACCUUCAGGUCCACGCCGAACCCAGCCCGCGCUCGCAAACUCCUAGUGGCUGGACGGUGGUCACGUGGACCUUGGAGGGGCUCAAUGGCGGUCUGGAUGCCCUGUUUUUCCGGCAGGAGCACGAGAUCCAUUCUGGACAUAUCCACGGCUACAACCUGCCUCAGUCUCUCUUUGUUUCCAACCCCAUCCUCAGCUCCGACAGAGAUGGCGUCCUCUACCUCUUGACCAAUGCCAGCAGCGAAAACACCAACAACAUGCCGUCGAAGGUGAUUGCUCUUGACCUCAACCAGAAGAUGUUGCUGGACGUGCAGGAAUUCGACAGGCAAAGACCCAGCUCCUACAUGACCACUAGCAUCUCCAGCUAUCUCAUGCCAGCUGCUGCAGUUUCAAAGGAGAAGGAGAGUAUGAAACGGCGUGCGCCAAAGUCUAUGGGAUCCGCUCGCAAGAAGCAGCCUGCCAUCGCUAACCCAGCAGCGGUAGGAGGAAAGGGUGAUGUCGGGGAUGCAAUGGACUUGUCACAGUAGGUGGUUUGUUUGGUGGUUUGUUUGGGUACGAGUGCCCUUUGAGAUGACUACCAUCAUGGAUUAUUUGCUCUCACAAGCUUCAAACCAUGACAUCCACCAUCGCAGGAAGUAGUAUGAAUCAGAAUUUUAUUUAUUAAGGUUACUAUGAUGGAUGUUAAUUUAGGAGAUGAUUAUUUAUAUUUAGAGCUCCCUCCAGGUGCCUGUUAAUUUGCUUACUAUUAUUGUUGUGCUCUAGGUAGCUAGUACAAGAUGAUGUCCCUGCAUGGUUUGUAAUCCCCUCCGUACCUGCUUUGUUUGACUUUCUACUAUUGUUAAGGUUAUUAUGAAUGUCUCGA
Triticum dicoccoides is the source of this 1922-nucleotide messenger RNA. RefSeq lists its product as uncharacterized. The transcript is spliced from 7 exons. Bases 1 to 1587 code for a protein of 528 amino acids. Lineage: Eukaryota; Viridiplantae; Streptophyta; Magnoliopsida; Poales; Poaceae. The record is from RefSeq and is a predicted model, not a curated record.